Messenger RNA from Phytophthora sojae, 1586 nucleotides. RefSeq lists its product as hypothetical. Gene Ontology annotation, cellular component: mitochondrion. Bases 1 to 1332 code for a protein of 443 amino acids. The transcript has a single exon. NCBI's taxonomy places the organism in Eukaryota, Oomycota, Peronosporomycetes, Peronosporales, Peronosporaceae. Gene Ontology annotation, molecular function: metal ion binding. The record is from RefSeq and is a predicted model, not a curated record.
AUGCUCGCGUCGUCGUCCUCCAAGCUCGCCGCCCGCGCGUCGCGCUCGCUGUUCACCAAGGCCAGCGCCAUGCCCAGCGUGGCUCUGAGCGAGGAGUUCCCGUCCGUGCCCAAGUCGCAGCCGCAGCCCGCGGCCGCUGCCAAGCUCACCACGUCGUCGGCCUCGUCCGGCCUGGCGCUGGGCUCGGACGACCGCGCCGCGGCCGUGGCCACCAUCGGCGUGCAGCUCAACACGGGCUCGCGCGACGAGACCGAGGAGACCGCCGGCGUCUCGCAGCUGUUCGCCAAGAUGGCGUUCCGCGCCACGCAGAACCGCUCGGACCUGCGUCUGUACCGUGACAUCGAGGCCCUCGGCGGCGUGGUGAACGCCCAGGCCGGCCGUGACUUCGUGCGCUACAGCGUGAGCGUGCUGCCCGACCAGCUGGAGGCGGCCGCCGAGAUCCUGGCCGAGACGACGCUGGCUCCCAAGUUCGCGCUCUACGACGUGGACGAGCAGAAGAAGGUGGUGCAGGCUGAGUUCGAGAAGAUCGCUGAGGACGCUUCGGCCUCGCUGCUCGAGGGCAUCCACGCCGCCGCUUUCUACGACGACGUGACGCUCGGCCGCCCUCUGGUCGCCGCCGAGAACCUCGGCGCGCUGAGCCCCGAGACGCUCUUCGCCUACUACGACAAGUACGUCAACACGGCCAACGCGGCCCUCGUGGGCGCCGGUGUGGCCCACAACACGCUCACGGACCUGGCCAACGCGUACUUCGGCGACCUGACCAAGGGCAGCAAGGCGGCCAGCGCCACCGCCAAGUACGUCGGCGGUGAGACCCGCGUCAAGAAGAACGGCAAGUUCACGCACGUCGCCCUGGCCCUGCCCACGGUCGGCCGCGACUCGGCCGACUUCGGCGCCUCGCAGGUGCUGCGCGCUCUGCUGAGCCUGCGACUGAACAACAAGAAGGCCUCGGCCUUCCUUUCCAGCUACAGCGACGCCGCGCUCGUGGGUCUGUCGGGCUACGCCGCCCCCUCGGAGGCUGGCGCUCUCGUGGACUCGUUCGCCGCCCAGCUCAAGAAGGCUGCUUCGGCCCCGGCCACCAAGGAGGAGCUGGCUGCCGCCAAGACUACGGCCGCGCUUGAGGCUCUGGAGCAGCAGAGCACGCUGAGCCGUGUGGGCCUUGCCGCCACCACGGGCGUCGUGCCCAAAUCGGCGUCGGAGCUAGUUGAGGGUGUGUCUGCCGCUAAGCUGCAGGAGCUGGCCCAGAAGGCGCUGAAGGCCACGCCGUCCGUGGCGGCCAUUGGCAAGCUGUCGACCGUUCCCCACGUCGAUGCGGUGGCCAGCAAGCUGCAGUAAACGACCAGUACGAUCGAUCAAGAGUGAGGUACAUACAUCAGUUUAGCAACCGGAGCUUUUGGUGGGGCAUGUUGAAGUGACCUUGGAUUGAAUGCGGAUUGACAGGACGGCGUCGAGUGUGGAAGGCAGAGGCGCGGUAGAACCCUCGGGUCAGGAAGGGGAUAUACAGCGCCGACGUACACGCCGCUAGCCUAGCGCCAAGGUGAUGGAGCGUGCGAAGAGCGCACUAAAUGCAAGAAAAAAAGAACUUUUUA